GGCCAGCAGUGGAGGCGCAAAGGUCAGCGUCUUGCUCGGAGAGGAUAGGCAGAUUACAGACGCAGGUGUGGGACAGACAGGAGAUCAGACAUUUGGCCAUCAUUUUAACUAUAUUAGUAAAUUAAUGAUAAUGCAUCAUUGUGAAGCUGCUCUUUACGAGGGUAACAUGACAAAGCAGGUGAGCGGUUCGCCUUUCCUGAAGCCCUUCUUCCUGAAGACGCCCGUCAGAGUGGUCACCCCUCGGCAGCAGAGACGACACACGCUCCCCGCCAGCGAGUUCAGAAACCUCACCCCACAGGAUGCAAUCAGCGUGUUCGAAAUAGAAAGAGAAGCAUUCGUGUCCGUCUCUGGCGAGUGCCCACUCACGCUGAAUGAGGUGCUUAAUUUUCUGGGUCAGUGCCCCGAGCUGUCUCUGGGUUGGUUUGAGGAGGGGCAGUUGGUAGCCUUCAUCAUUGGCUCCGGCUGGCACAAGGAAAGGCUUUCACAGGAGGCCAUGACCCAACACGUUCCAGACACGCCUACUGUGCACAUCCACGUGCUGUCGGUGCACCGCCACUGUCGACAGCAAGGCAAGGGAUCCAUCCUGCUGUGGCGCUACCUGCAGUACCUGCGGUGCAUGCCGGGCCUCCGCAGAGCGCUGCUCAUCUGCGAGGACUUCCUGGUGCCCUUCUACCUAAAGGCCGGCUUCAAGGAGAAAGGGCCCUCGGAAAUCUCCAUAUCCAACAUGCAGUUCCAGGAGAUGGAGUACAUGCUGAACGGGCAGGUGUACGCGCGACGGAACAGCGGCUGCUAGUCGGCUGCGUUCGCUGGACUCAAUGUAACAAACCCUGUUGCACUGGUGGACUGGACUCCACACCUAACCCAACGAGAAAGGGGAGAGAGGUUUGCGUGGACAGAGUGGAGUGACAGCGGAUUCAGACAGCAAAUUGUUGCUUUUUACCGACAGACAUAACAUCAUAUUCUUCAUCAUCAGCUUUUAUCUCAAUUAAUCACACUGUAGUUCGUGGCGAGUGAGGAGGCCUAAAAAAAAAAAAAAAUAAAACUGAUUAAAUUACAACACAAUCUUUAGAAA
Messenger RNA from Poecilia latipinna (sailfin molly), 1072 nucleotides. RefSeq names its product serotonin N-acetyltransferase-like. The coding region runs from base 125 to 793 and encodes 222 amino acids. Gene Ontology annotation, biological process: response to light stimulus; circadian rhythm. Lineage: Eukaryota; Metazoa; Chordata; Actinopteri; Cyprinodontiformes; Poeciliidae. Gene Ontology annotation, cellular component: cytoplasm. The transcript has 3 exons. Gene Ontology annotation, molecular function: aralkylamine N-acetyltransferase activity. The record is from RefSeq and is a predicted model, not a curated record.